GUGACUCUUGUAUACAAAUUACAGACUAAGUAGAAUAUUCUCCCGUUACAUCUACACUUGCUAGAUUAGCCAGGGACUGAAAGUGGCCGACCGUUGCCUCUCAUCCUUCCCUCCUGCUCACACACCUGUCAUCUACUCAAAUCAUCUCUCGCACGGCGUUCCCCGUACCUUUUGCCCCAGAUCGGCGCCGGGUUAUAAAGCGCCGCAUCGUCACGUGAGUGAAAAAGUCGACGAGUGGACGCAGUUUUCCGGCGGCUAGUGUCAGUCCCAAGCCCAACUGGUAAAAAAACGCCCGUAUUACUUUGCCACAAUUCCCCUUCACUCUCUCCCCAUUGAUCAGCAACCAUGUCUGACGAAGAACCUCAAGUGAGCGUUUACGCUCUCACUGUCAAGUUUUCGUCUCAUCUUGCUCUUGACGACUUGACCAUCCCGGACCUUUUUACCGAAUUGGGUAUUUCUGAUUCCGAAGUUGUGGUACAGCUCACCGAAAAGCCAUACACCUUGAAAACCGUCCAGGAGCACCUCCUCCGCUUCAGAGACCUCAUCGGCUUGAAUUUCUCCGAUACCGCUGCGUCAAUGGUUAAUUCCGGUGCCUCCAGGUUUGCCGCGCUCAAUUUGAACGACGUGCAAGAAAAGGCCGAGGAGACGACCGACGAAGCCAAGAAGACCUUGUCCGCUGAAGAACAAGAGGCGAUCACCGCUCUUGUUGACUCCAUUGGCGUUCCAUCCUUGUCGCAGCAUGUCGCUGACGACUCUCAGGUCUCCAUGGUGCCGGCCUUGAAGUCCUUGGCUGUCUCUGCCUGGUCCCCGGUCCCGGCGGCCCAGAAGCUCAGAGGCGACUUGCUCUACCUCACCGCCCAGUCCCUCGAACACGAGACCUACCACAUCACUGCCCACAUCACCGGCUUCUUUGUCAACAAGUCUUCCGCCGCCACCUUCAACCCAGCCUUGAAGGUCAAUGAGAGGGGCACCUUCGCCAAGGCCCACUGCUUGUACGACCUCUUUGCGGGUAUCUCGCCGGCCUUUACCACGCAGUUGCAGAUCAGCAUCGCCCAGCUCGCCGCCUUGGCCCCAGAGUCCUACCUCCAGCCGCAGACCACCGCGUUGUCUCUGCCGUGGUUGGUUGCCGCUGCCGCUACUGUCACCCCAGACGCCUCCAGGUCCCAGUUGACCUACCUCACCGGCGGUGUUGACGGCGCUGAACACGUGCACGACUGGAACGAGGACUACCAGUCAGUCCGUGAGUUGCUGCAGGCCGAUCUUCCGUCCCGCAUCAUGCGCGAGAGGUUGCUCGCCAAGACCUCUUUCGAGUUCACCAAGACCGCGAGCGCUACCGCUCUUUCCAUCUUGCAGGGUGAUAUUGCGCCAAUGAACCCGGAGGACCCGGCCGAAUACCACAUUUUCCUUCGCAACGGGAUCUUCUACUCCUUCGGGGGCAUCGACGCCGCCGGCCAGUUCGCCGGAGCCGGUGGUGAUGAUGCCGCGAGAUACGCCGUCUCCAAGGACUUGCAGGGUGUCAAGUGCCUCAACCGCUUGGACCCUAAGCAAAUCUCUGGUUUGGUUACCGCCGUGGUUGACUACUGUGGUAGAAGAAUCGUUUGCCAGGCCCCAGUGCCGGGCAUUUUGAAUCAGCCACAGGAGGAAGAGGGUGCCGCUACCCAGGAGAAGAUUUUGUACGGUUCUGCUGCUGAAGGAACCGCCAUUGUCGCGGAUGCCGGGUUCCACGAGAUCUUGAAGCCUAUCGCCGAGGCGUUCCACUUGAAGGAGCACACCGCUUUUGCCAAAACCAGCUCCACCGACCUUGUCUUAUCUAAGGACACCAAGGGGUUGAAGGGUACUGACGACAGAAAGUACCUCAUUGACUUGUACAGAACCACCCCGUUGGACAUUGAAUUCAUCGACGCCCACUUCACCGGCGAUGCGACUUCCUACCCGCACAGAGAGACCGUGAUGAGACAUGAGGCUAUCGAGGAGUGGUGGAGACGUCAAGUCGGGGUCUUGAUCAAGGAACAGGCCCAGAAGUUGGAUGCUGAAAAGGUCGAGGGUGAGGACAAGGAGAAGGAGCAGAUCAUUGUUGACGGCUCUCAAUUCGCCUUGAAUCCCGAUGCCUUCCCACUUGUCAUGCCAACCGACGAAGCCGUGCAGAAGCAGCUUGGAGAAGAUGAGAAGGACGUCAGAGAGGUGUCCAAGUUCAUUUCUGAAGUUUUAGUGAAUGAAUUCUUGGGUGACGUUGGCUCUGCCAAUGGUAUGGCGCCAGUCGAUGGUUCCCACUUGACCGCCACCUUGCACAAGAUUGGUAUCAACUUGAGAUACUUGGGUAAGAUUGCUGCCGAAGCUUCCGCCAGAAAGGAUGCUGAGGUUGUCAGAGUUGCUGAAGCCAAGAAGGUGGUUGCCGAAACCAAGGAGGAAGUCAAAGAGGAAAUCAAGGAAGAAGCUAAGGAAGAAACCAAAGAAGAGGCUAAGGAGGAAAGGGAGGAGAAGGUCCCAUCCAAGGCCGACUUCAAUCCAACCAUCGCUUCCUAUACCACUCUCUACACCGUCUCCGUCCAAGAAAUGAUUGCCAGAGCCUCCAAACACGUUUUGAGAGCAUUUUCCAAGGACCUUCCGCUCCCAUUGCUCCCAGCCGUGGUUUCGCACUUCCACAACUGCUUGUUGGGUGCCGCUGUCAACCCACAGCCGGAAUUUAUCGUUGACGAGACCCUCAAAGCCCUCUUUGCCGCAGACGUUUCUUCCGUCUCCCAGUUGACCCCUGCUGGCGUUGUCACUUUGCUCGAAGCCGAAGUCUUCAAAAGAUUCAGAUACCAAUUGCCAGCCCAGUGGACCGAGACUAUCAAGCCGGUGCAGUUGUUGAGAGAAAUCGCUGUCAAGUUUGGUAUCCAGUGGAAGGCCCAGGACUACGCAUUCACUGCCGAAACCUUUGCCUCUUUCAAGGUUGGCCAGCAGCAGACUGUCGUCGAAAAGGCCAAGAAGACCAAGAAGGCCAAGAAGACUGCCUUUGUCAUCAGGGUUAUCGAGAGAACCACCACUUUUGUCCCUGAGGACAUUGUCAACUUUUCCCCGGUCGUCAAGGACUCCAUCUACAAGUCCACUUUGACCGAAGAGAUUCUCCAGGCAGCCACCAACCACGUCAACCAGGAUCAGAAGGAGGUCGGCUUGACCUUAUUCUCCGAAGCCAUCUCUGUCUACGAGCAAAUCUAUGGCCCUGUGCACCAGGAAACUGCCAGAGCCUACACCUUGUUGGCCCAGCAGUACCAGGACUGUGGCUUAGUCUCCGAGGCCUGUAAGGUCUCCCGUAAGGCCGUCUACCUCACCGAGAGAAGCUUCGGGUCCGACUCUUUCGAGACCUUGUUGAGCUUGAUCAACUCUGCUUUCUUCGAACAGGCCAACGGUAACCACGUUGACUCUUUUAAGAUCUACACCCGCUUGUUAAACGACUGGAACGUCAUCUACGGCGAGGGCCACCCAUCUGCCAUCACCACCGUGUCCAAUCUCGCCAGCAUCUUGCAAAAGUUGAACAUGACCGAAGUUGCUGCCUCUUUGUUCAAGCUUGCGUUAACCCACUCCGAGACUGUCCACGGUGCAGACUCUCAGCUCACUGGUUUGAUCCACUUCCAGUACGCCCAGCACUGCAUCAUGACCUCCCAGUUGGACGACUCUGUCGCCCACAUGGAGGCUGCCAGAGAGAUCUUCACCGCCCACUUAGGUGGCGAGGACUCAUUGACCAAGGAUGCCACCAAGUGGGCCGCCAACUUGGUCAACUACAAGGCGUUUGUCGACCAGCAAGAGGAGCAGAAAAAGAAGAAUCUCGAAACCGUUACCAACGGCAGCACUGCCCAGAAGCACAAGGUCAAAUCCCUGACGGAAAUUGCCCAGGCUGCCGCUAUCGCCACCGGGAAGAAGGCCAAAAAGGUCAAGAAAGAGGCUGUCCCAGACUUGGCCGACCAGUCGGUGGAGGAUAUUUUGAAGUUUAUCGAAGGCAAGCAGCCAAAGAAGGGUAAGAACGCCAAGAAGACUGCUUAACCUCCACCUCUUGCCUAAACCUGU
Messenger RNA from Babjeviella inositovora NRRL Y-12698, 4044 nucleotides. Its product is annotated as translation initiation factor 3 subunit. The record is from RefSeq and is a predicted model, not a curated record. The transcript is spliced from 2 exons. Bases 346 to 4020 code for a protein of 1224 amino acids. Gene Ontology annotation, biological process: intracellular distribution of mitochondria. Gene Ontology annotation, molecular function: protein binding; mRNA binding. Lineage: Eukaryota; Fungi; Ascomycota; Pichiomycetes; Serinales. Gene Ontology annotation, cellular component: cytoplasm.